Rodentolepis nana is the source of this 756-nucleotide messenger RNA. The record is from the annotation of a GenBank genome assembly. NCBI's taxonomy places the organism in Eukaryota, Metazoa, Platyhelminthes, Cestoda, Cyclophyllidea, Hymenolepididae.
AUGAGCAAUUCCGAGGGGCUCGUUUGUCCGGUUUGCUUCAGCGUGUAUUUUAGACCCAUUAAUUUACCUUGUGGUCAUAUUUUAUGCGCAGUAUGUCUCGAGAGAUCCUUGGAGGAGGCAACUUUGGGAUGUCCCAUUUGUCGGCAUCGUCUUUCCAAUUGGAGGCGACGUGUGCCGAAUCUUUACAAUUGCAUUGACAAAGAACUUGAGGAGAGAAUUAAACGUUUGUUUCCUCGAUAUUAUUCCAAUAAACAAAUGGGAUUAGAUACAACUUUAUGUGAAUCGGAAUCCGAGACACUUCGGCGUAUUACAAAUGCUUCACCACAUUUAAUUCAAAUCGCUUCUCCCGGUUCCAUUAGAGCGGAAUAUGAAGAGGCAAUUGCUAAAGCCUCUGAAGUGAGUAUAGAAGAAGAGGCGGAUCUAGCAAUGUCUCGGUAUAUGCUCCUAGAAAGCGCCAGUUCCGUUGGUGAUGGUAAUGAUGAAAAUAUUUGCUCUCUUGAAUCAACUCGCCUUGACAAUCCGCCUCAAAAUCAUCCAUCUCCAAUUCGACAAAUUGAUUUACUUUGCCGAAAUAGUUUUCUAUCGUUUCCUGAAAAAAUAAAACAGAAGCCAGUGGUUAAAAGACGGUCCAAAUCUGCUCUAAAAUCUUAUCUUAGGCCUAGCAAAACUCGUGCUCCGUUGAAAAAAUACGAUUUCCGAUCGAGAACUGCACUCGCGUGUUUGCGAAAAGGUUUCAACAACGCCAUGCAGUGUUGA